Fraxinus pennsylvanica is the source of this 2082-nucleotide messenger RNA. NCBI's taxonomy places the organism in Eukaryota, Viridiplantae, Streptophyta, Magnoliopsida, Lamiales, Oleaceae. The record is from the annotation of a GenBank genome assembly.
AUGGCCUCCAUAGAAACACCAGUUCCAGAAGCUGGAAGGAUGGUAGUGCCACCAUCCGAAUCCUCGGGUCUGGAGCCUGAAAAGGCCAAGCUGUCAUGUGAAGUCCCGGCCCCAGAAUCGAAAAAAGUGGAGCCUCCACGUCAACAUAUGGAUUUUGGUGGCUGGGGCUGGAAGGAUCUUCCUUCCGAACUUCAAAAGCUUCGAUGCAAGGUGGCUUUUCACGCAUUGAGAUUCGCCCCACAUAUCUGCGAACUUGGUAACAAGAUUACAGAGAGGAUGAGAAGCAAGGGGCUGUAUCUUGCUCUCCAUCUGCGUAUGGAGAAGGAUGUAUGGGUGAGGACAGGAUGUCUUCCUGGUCUAAGCCGUGAGUAUGACGUGAUGAUAAAUAAUGAGAGGAAGUUCAGGCCGGAGCUCUUGACUUCAAGAAAUAACAUGACCUACCGCGAGAGAAAACUUGCCGGUCUCUGCCCCUUAAAUGCCUUGGAGGUCACACGAUUGCUCAAAGCAUUGGGAGCACCAAAAAGUACAAGAAUUUAUUGGGCCGGAGGGAUUCCAUUAGGUGGAAAAGAAGCUUUGCGACCUUUGACUAGAGAAUUUCCUCAUUUUUUUAACAAGGAAGACCUUGCCCUGCCGGAAGAGCUCGAACCAUUUGCAAAGAAAGCUUCAUUAAUGGCUGCUAUCGAUCACAUUGUUUCUGAGAAUAGCGACGUAUUCAUGGUGUCUCAUGGUGGAAAUAUGGGCCAUGCCAUUCAGGGUCAGAGGGCCUAUGCAGGGCACAAAAAGACCAUCACACCUGACAAAAGACGGAUGCUUCUAUACUUUAUGAAUUCUUCUCUCCCUGAAGACGAGUUCAACAACAUUAUAAUGGAUUUGCACAGAGAAUCAUUGGGGCAGCCCGAAGUCAAGAAGACAGCUCCAAACAGGAUGUAUUUGACAAAUGCAUUACAGUCGAGUUCUUCAAAAUACCUUGAAAUUCGACAAGGCCUCUACAUAUCAGCAUUCGCACCUCUUCUUAGAGGUGUGCUGCCAUUCAGGAUGGCAUGUGAUAUGUGGUUUAGCUUUGCUCCCAUGACUCCUCUUAAACAGAACACACUUUUUACUCCUCAAGAAAAGACAUUUUUAUCAACUGGGCUGUCAAGUUCUCAGCUGAAAAUUGUGGAAAAUGGAAAAACAGAUGAUAAAAAUGAGUUUUGGAAACAGCCUGAGGGGAUGGGGUAUAGGCCUUGUUUGGAUUUCAGUGUAAAAUACAGAGAGGAAACUGUUGAAAUUAUGAAGGACAGGACUAAGUAUUUAGUGGUCGUGGUUUCUGGUGGAAUGAAUCAGCAGAGGAAUCAAAUUGUUGAUGCUGUAGUGAUUGCAAGAAUUCUUGGAGCUGCUCUGGUUGUUCCUGUCUUGAAAGUCAAUGUCAUUUGGGGUGAUGAAAGUGAAUUUUCUGAUAUUUUUGAUUUGGAUCAUUUCAAGAAUGUUUUGGCGAAUGAUGUUCGAAUAGUUUCAUCACUUCCCUGGACACAUUUGAUGACUACGCAGAUGGAGAAGAAGACGAUCCCUUUUAAUGUUUCUCCCACACGGAUUCGCUCUAGCUACCUUAAACAACUUAGAAGAGUUGGCGUAUUACUUUUACAAGCCACAAGGACAGCAUUCGAUUCUCUACUGAAAGUUGCAAGAAGAAAAGGAGAUAAGAAAAUGCCGAUGAAGACGUUGGAAGCAACAAUAUCAACAUUUGAUGAGGUUUUUCAGAAAUUUACAAGUGAAUCGCCAAACUACAAAGCCAAUUUCAUCGUCUUCUUGGCUGACAAAGACCCAUCCACCAAUCUUAGCUGGUGCCCUGAUUGUGUGAGAGCUGAGCCCAUCAUAUACAAGAAGUUUGAAUCAUCACCAGACGAUGUGGCACUGCUGAAGGCUUACGUUGGAGAUAGACCUACAUGGAGGAAUCCCCAUCACCCAUGGAGAAUUGACUCGAGGUUUAAGCUCAAAGGAGUUCCAACAUUAGUUUGCUGGGAAGAUGGUGCAAUAAAGGGUCGUCUGGAAGAUCACGAAGCACAUCUGGAGCACAAACUUGAUGCCCUUCUAUCUGGGAAGUAA